UAAUGCUAGCUGUGACUCGAGAUGGAGUGGGAAAGGAGCGAAAAAACAUUUAAACUAUAGCGGAUUCCGUCCGAUAUUUCUUUUGAAUCAGCAAUUAGGCUAAAGCUUACUUAUUGACCUAAUGGAUAACGUUGUUAAGCUUCCAUCACCAGCCCUCGGAUUUGAGGCCAUUCUUUCUGCGAUUAAACUGAAGGAGACCAAGGCGCCAUCAUCUGAACGAAUCUUGGCUGUGUUUAAAGUGUUUGACGAUGUUAUUCCACACACCAGCAUCUUUUCAAAAGUCUUGAAAAUAAUUCGAGAUGAAGUAUAUGAUGCUGUUUAUAGUCAACGAUAUACUAGUUCACAGGAGGUGGAAACAUCAUAUAAAACAGCAACAAAUGUUGUAGCUGAUCGUGGCGAAGAAACCAAAACUUUCAUUGAAAGAAUACCAUAUUUUACAUUGGUACAGCAAGUUUUUGCUCAAAGAAAUGAAGUGGCCGAUGAAUUAAAGGAUGAACUUGAAAUUCUUGAGAGACGACUACGAGACAAAGAGAAGCAAAACACAGGUGCACAGUCAGUGAUCAGCUCCCAACGCCAGCAGGUUUGCAUGUUGGAGGAAACGGUAGAAAGCAAAAAUCUGAUGGUUGAAGAAAGAGACAGUAAAAUUGAAAGUCUCCAAGAAACUAAUUCUGAUCUUGAGGAUAAAGCAAGAAAUGAGAAGCGAAGAUUAGAGAACAUUAUCAGGAAGUUGGAAGACAAAUUGUCACAGGAAGAGAAAGAAGUGGUUUAUUUGAACCAGUACAAGGAAGGGUACGAAUCAAUUCAUCAAGCAUUUAUUAUCUCCCCAGAUGAAAACAAAUUCCCUGGAUUGCAUUCAAAAAAGAAGAAAGCAGUUCUUGCAACUAAGAAGAAUCAACUUCUGAGUAGUCUUGAGGCUGCGAAAAAGCUUGAACAGCAGAUUCUGAUGGUCCAAAAUCAGAUCAUUGAUGAGUUUGAUUCUUACCUGGAGACCCACAAGGUUGAACUAUCUUCAAAGCAUUUCACUGAUAAAGAAGCAGAAUCACACUUUAGUGAAGACCACCGAGAACUUGAUCGAAUUGACCUGGAACUUCAAGAAGUCCAGGAUCAUUUCAAAACCACCAUAGGAUCACUUGCCAACGAGCUGGAUAUGAUCAGGCAGCACAAGGACAGCCUAGAGAAAGAGCUUGAGGACCUGAUGAAAAGUCAGGCUCCCAAGCCUCCAAGCCGUGAUGUCAGAGCAGGCUUCCGUCCCACCUCCAAAGACAGCUCAGUAAGCAGUGCUUAUGCCAGAAAGCAGUCAGUACUUAGUGGUAAAGUUUCAUCAAUUUCUGCUGAGCCUAUUGAAAGUUUUGACUUGCUUAGUAGCCAACAGGAUCCAUUUGUACCUCAGGAAACUGUCUUAAGCAAGUACAGUGUUAUGCUAUACACCUCAACUAACAGUAAACAAACUUUCCAUGAACUGAAAGAUGGGAAAUUUUGUUCAAGCUGCGGAGAAAAGACUGUUCUUUGUCCCCAUAAAGUCAGCGAUGAAAUGAUUAUAACUUUGCCUCAUCAGUGUACCCACAUUAAACUUUCCCGGCCAAAGAUCAGACUCCCGGUCGAGCUAAAAAAAAAGUCAAAGGAAUCUACAAAAUUUGAAUCCGUUGCAGGGACGACCAACGAAUCUACAAGCAAACCUGUCAAGCGUAUCCAGAGUCGUCAAUCCGUGGCCAGUAUUGGAAGCUCAAACCAAUUCUUCCAUGAGGAUUCUGUCACACCUGGCACAGUAGAAACCACGGCAACAGGUACCAUUCCCAUUCAAAAUCCCCCGGACAGCAAGCCUGCCAUUUUGGGUGGAAUACAGGAAUACCAGGGUAACUGGCUGUCAGUCAAUUCAUUUAUGAGAAUUUGGGAGGACUACAAAGAUAGGACAACACUGACUCGUGAAAUCCCACGGCCUAUGAAGCUGGAUCACACCUUGUCCAUUAUUGCACAGUAUUAUGCAGAUGUUUUAUGGUGUGAUGAGAAUGCAGAUGAGGAUACAGAGCUGGUUUCAAUUAUUGAUGGUCUGUAUGAUUUUAUGUUUGAUCGUUAUCUCACCCAAGAUGUCACAUACCUAGUAAUGCAUGACUUCAUCACAUCGUUGAUUGAAAAUGCUCUAGUCAACAAGCAUAUUCAAAUAUUUUCACACAUCCUGGUUGGCAAUCUGGAUGGAGCAGUCUUUCGUUAUUUGCUGCUGGUUGCGGAUUUGAUUGACAGAGUCGAUUGGCGUUAUGUGGAGGAUUUCAAGGGGUUCAUUGCCAACAUAUACCCCUUCCUCAAUGAAGAUGACAUUGAUCAGAUGCAUUUGGCUUACACAUCAUUCAGUGAGAAUAAAAUCACAAAGGAUUUGGUCUACGAGUUCUUUCUUUACAUUAUUCUGAAGUACCGGGAACCACAAUUUCAUGAGAUUGAAAGGAAAUUACUUCAACGUCCAGCGAAGGAGAGUGGCGUGCUAGACCAGCGCGAGUUCUUUGAAGCAAUGGAGGCGUUGUCACCACUAUCAAGUGAAAAAUUACGAACCCAACUUUUUAAGGAGUCAGCACUUCAUUACAGUGAAAAUGACAAAGUGUCUGUGAUGCGAUUGUCACAGAUCGGAAGCUAUAUACUUCUUUUACAAGUAGCACCGUUGCUAAGGCAGAAAAUUGCAGAGAAUGUGGAGGAUGCGAGACUCCACCACCAAAUACAAGCAACAUUGAGCAAAGCUGAUAUAGAAACAUCAAAACAGGCAGAUAUUAUGUCAAUGACAAAACUGAGAAAUCUUGCCAGAAACGUUGCCAGGCGAGAGCAACAUAGAAGUCUUCGGCAAAUUGAGGGAAAUUUGCGUUUUAACAUCGAAGAGGAGUCGUCCUCUGGAAAUAAGAUGCUUGUAGACCUUCUCCAAUCCAAUGGCCAGUUAGAUGACCUGUUGGUGGGAGGAAUGGAUUAAUGAUAGAAUGGAGUUCCAAUGUGCAAGGGAGAGUUACGCCCUGUCCAGACUCAAAUUUCAUUUGACAAAAACAUUAUAACAUGCCUAAAUACGGUCAUGAUGACAUCACAUCAUGACUAUAUAUGAGCAUACAACAGUUUUUUGUAAACGAAAAUUUGAUAGUAUGGGCUGGGCUUAAGUUAAAUGUCCUUGGCCUUGAUGAAACAUGUAUUUACUCAAAGUGUGCAUUUUCAAAAGUUGAGUCACACAUGCUCACAUUACAAAUUUCAUAAGUCAAUAUUCAUCCCUUGAUACUAAUUUAAAAUGUAAACAUUCUUAACUCGCCACCUGUAGUUGGCUGUGACUCAUCAAGUGUGGAAUUAUCACUUUAAUCAUAGCAGGGAGAUAAUAGUUAGGUUUAAUAAUCUCAAAUCCUCCUACCAGCAAGGCCUACAGUACUAGUAUAGCUUAUAACAAAAUAGAGUUGCACCUACAUAAUGUCAAGAGAUAUAUUGUUGCACCAUUAAGUGGUUUUGGACUUUGUAAUCACAUAACAAAAGAUCAUUAUGCUGAGUGUGAAAGAGGUACAAUGGUCUAGGCUAGUGGUCAUAAUCCUGGAUUGUUCCAGUGGCUAGUCCAACUGUCUAGUAUCCUUCGUGCAAUCUUUAGGUUCUGCCCGAGGUGAUUAGCGUCAGUAGGCCUGCAUCCUGGAUUCAAAGAAUUAAACACCAACUCAAUGUCGAGUGAUCUAAGGGCGUGUUUCUACUGAAUAGCGAGAAAGAAACGGUUCUCUUAUCAUUGGUUGAUUAUCGGAUUAGCAAGAUAAGAACCGUAUUGCAAACUCAUUUUGACUCGACAUGAAACGGUUACCAGGCUGAUACUCUACAUAUGCAUGAUGUAACAAUCACCAAGAAUGCAAUUUAAAAUGACCUUUAUAAUAAAAGCUUUUAAAACGAAAACUAUUUUUGUGCGACUACCAAGUUACAAACAAUGACGAUUCAUCCUAUCAUGUGAAUACAUUGUCAGUAUUCAAAUAAAACAAAUGCUUAAACUUUUGUUCUCGCAGUACAUCAAAGGUGAAUAAUUCAUUGUGUUGUGAACAGAAUCUUAAAAUUUGUUUUACUGAUUCCUCAGUAGAAACGGGCCCUAAGAGAGUGUAAAUAGACCGAUUGUAGCAUUAAAUCAUGGUUAUAUUAGACGGUGCAGUACUGUGUCAUACACCGGGUGGUACUAGGCCAGCUCAACAUGAUUCAUCAUCUAAAGUCAUGUCUGCACUGGUCAUUUUUCGGUAAAACUAACCGAGACACCAUUGACAAUUUCCUCUCAAUUAAUUUACCUGUGCAGCUCAGUUAGUUUAACCAUGGAGGUAAUUUUAUAGCUCCAUGGUUUAACCACGUUUAACUGAACAUUGUGCUCAGGGAGAUUGACCAGGCUAGUUUACCCAUCUGGAAAAUUCUGUGUGAAUGUUGUGAUUUGGUUGAAAUGUUUCUGAGCACAAUUCUUUGAACUGUGAGCCAGCAAAGCAAUAUGCAAUGUGUUUUACUGAUUUUCGUCUUUGAAUUAACUGUUUUGUAAUAUACUCAGUGUGUAAAUAAAAAUUUCAAUCAAAUAUAUUUGGAGAUAAA
Messenger RNA from Anneissia japonica, 4551 nucleotides. RefSeq lists its product as uncharacterized. The coding region runs from base 122 to 2947 and encodes 941 amino acids. The transcript is spliced from 21 exons. Lineage: Eukaryota; Metazoa; Echinodermata; Crinoidea; Comatulida; Comatulidae. The record is from RefSeq and is a predicted model, not a curated record.